CUGCCUACGCAAAAUGUUGUUCUCGUUCCCCAAGGAUCCGGGAUUAGAGCAGAAUCAUCGCAGAUCUCGCUCCCGCCCAGACGACCAUGGGUACACGGGUAGUCGCCGUUGCCAUCAUCACUCUGCUCAUCACUGGAUCUACAAUUGGAGGAGCAGCAGCAAAGGAUCGCAGAUCUGAGAAGGACAAUGGAAGUGGCAUUGGAGCUGUCAUUGGAGCCACAGUGGGAGCAGGAUUGGCACUGGUUGGCGUCCCGGUGUUCCUCGGCGCCCUGGGGUUCACCGGGGCCGGAAUCGCCGCCGGCUCCGUCGCUGCCAAGAUGAUGUCGGCAGCUGCCAUCGCCAACGGCGGCGGAGUGGCUGCAGGCAGCACCGUGGCUGUGCUGCAGUCCGUCGGCGCUGCAGGUCUUUCUGUUGGUGCCCAAGCUGGGCUGACAGCUGCCCUGGGCUCAGCUGGCGCAGCAACCGGUGCCCAGCUAACUGAGCGAAAGAAACCUCCAAGUGACUAACCUAAAAAAGGAUAAAAGCCCAAGUGACAAACCUAAGAAAAAGUAACUUGAGUGACAAACAUGAGGAGGAGAUAACUCCAGACAAGCAGCCCAAGAGAAACGAAGCAGGUUGCUGAUCCCAAAGCCGUGCCUUGCACAGUGCAGGUGCUGGGAAACCCCCACAGACCCCUCAGAUCUUCGCCUCCCGUUUCAAAAGGUUUGGAUUGUUGUGAGCAGGGAUUUCCCUGAAGCCAAUAAAAGUGCUUUGCUUCCAGCAGA
Melozone crissalis (California towhee) is the source of this 764-nucleotide messenger RNA. Its product is annotated as interferon alpha-inducible protein 27-like protein 2A. NCBI's taxonomy places the organism in Eukaryota, Metazoa, Chordata, Aves, Passeriformes, Passerellidae. Gene Ontology annotation, biological process: apoptotic signaling pathway. Bases 87 to 506 code for a protein of 139 amino acids. The transcript has 6 exons. The record is from RefSeq and is a predicted model, not a curated record. Gene Ontology annotation, cellular component: membrane; mitochondrion.